AGGUCGACUUCUUUUGGAUAAAUCGUGACCAGCAUUCAUUUGAAUGGUUCUUGAGUCUCCUGAACCAGCUGGAGGUGGAGCAAUCGGAGCGUGAAGGAGUAUUUAACGACCAUUUUCUCGACAUGCAUAUUUACAUGACAUCGGCUUUGAGAAAAGAAGACAUGAAAGCCGUUGGCUUACAACUGGCACUUGAACUUAUUCACAACAAGAAGGAGAAAGAUUUGAUUACAGGUUUGAAGACAAGAACAAAUCCUGGUAGACCAGAUUGGGACAAGGUGAGAUGUGGUAAAAACAAUCAGAACAUAUGAAACAUAUGUAACGGUUAUUGGAGAUUCAUGACACAAACGUAGUAGUAUGUGCAUGGACAAUAGGCAAUUCCUGCUUUUAGUUUACGCAUGCAGGGAGGGAUUGGAAGUAAGGUAUAAUAUUGCUGAUUAUGCUGAAAAAAUAAAACUGGUAGCCGUGUAAACACGGAGUGAUGGCUUAUACUUAUAAAUAUUGAAAUAUUUCGGUUGUUUCGGCAGUUUUAUUGAAUUUUUUAGCAUAAUGAGCAAUAUGAUACCUUACUUCCCAUCACCCCCUGCGCGCAUGAAUUAAAAGCUGGAAUUGCCUAUUGCAGGUUCGUGAAUACUUGACCUAGUGGAAAACCUUUCCGUGGUAAUCAAUUCAAAUACAAUGUGAAACCCGGCAGACGGUCUUUCCCCUCCUUCGCGUUGCCCGUUUUUAGGUGUUCAGCGUAGGGCUGACCGUCUGCCACACAGGCUAACUUGACUGCCGCUUUAAUCAUUAUGGGAGUUGGUGAAAAUUAAUUUUACACUUUAUUUUUAAACUGAUACAAAGUCAGUUACUGUUUUAAGGUAGGACAAUUUAAGGUUCUAGCGACGUCUCGUUGGCUCAACAAUGGACUAAACUAGAAAUACAUGCAUGCAGAAACCCGUCCCAUGCAUUGCUAGCAAAAGCGCUAUAUUUUCCAAACAUGAAGUAUUUGAACUGGUUGUUAUGGUAACAUGAUCACUGUAUUCUUUUUGCAUAUUUUUUUAUAUUUACGACUUACAAAAUUAUCAAUUUCCAAAAUGGAUACAAUAUGUAUGUUAUUAUAUGCGUAACAUAAACUUCAAUUUAAUGUAAAAUUCAAUUACCACGUGCGCUUCGCAAGACGUUUUAAAAAGUCAUAAAACUAAACUGCCUUUCAUUGAUAUACUUUGAGUUUUAAAUAAGAACGAUUAUGAAAUUCUCUGAUGAAAAUAACUUUGCUUUCCCUUUAUUUUAAUAUUUUUAAUAAUCUAAAUUAAUAAAAAGGGAAAUCAUACACUUAAUACGUUAUCUUUUUAAUUAAUAAUACGCAACAUCAUUUUUUUAAAGCAAACGAUACAUCGAUCUUAAAAGUAAACCUACCAUAGGUUUUACGAUUUCCGCCUGCAAUCAAUUGGCUCUGAUAUUUCGUAAAAAGGAAAAUAAAUAAACUGUUUGGCUGCACGUCCCAUUAAACGAUUAUUCGGAUUUCUCGUUGAUGGUCUUCUUUAGUUCAAAUCCACUCAUUCAACUGACCCAUUCCUGAAAUUCGCCAUACUUUUGAGAUCAGUGGGAGGUCUACCAAUGAAACAUGAACUUUAGACUUCACUAAUGCUUUCUUUUUCCCGCGUGUAAAUAACAGAGCGGAAUUAGUUCCCUCGCCUCGAGUAUUAUACUUCAAUAUUGAUGCUAAAAUGUACAUGUAAGUUUAUGUCACGAAUCUUCAAUAAUAACCCUGCAUAUGCAUGCACGUUUUACUUUUCCGUUUUCUUCACUAUAAAGUUCCGAGAGAAGAGAAAUCCCAUGCAGCCAAAUGCAACUUCUUAUUUUCAAAUUGGAAUUCUCAACCAAAGGCAACUUUUUAUAUUCAAAAAGUCUACAAAACCAGUCCAGCACUAGCUCUAAAUUAGUUCACAUCUUCAAAUUAAGUUAGUUGGGUGACAGCUACAUGAGGGGGGCAUUCCUACAUGAAAAACAUAGAAAGUAGUGCUACAUUUUUCAUAUUAUAAUUGCAUACUUCAACCAACUUUUUCAUGCAGUAUUGUUGAUAACGUUGCUUAUACACGGCAUUCAGGAAGCCAACAAUCAUGCAGCAUUCAGUAAAAAUUUUGCAGUCUUUAUCUACUAAAUUGGCAGUAAAAUUUUGUUGCUAUUUAUCUAUCACGUAUCAUUACUUUUCAGGUAUUCCGUGACCUGCAGCAGCAGAAGAAUGGGAAAAUCUCCGUGUUUUAUUGUGGAAAUCCAGCUCUUGGGAAAACGUUAAAAGCAUAUUGCCAGGAGUUUGGCUUUAGAUUUAGGCAAGAAAACUUUUAAGAUGUCGAACAUAUAUCGCUAUAACUCUAUGCAUAAAAGCUUAUCUAUAUCAUUUAUUCGUAUAAUUGAGCUAGUAGAUAUAUAGUUUAGUAUUUUUGUCCAUUCUCCUUUUACCUCGUAUUUUGAACUUUCUCAGUAUUUUCAUAUGUACUUUCUAUAGCCUAAUAAACGAAAAACUGUUGCUGUAUACAUUGAACAGCCUACAUGCAAAACUCAUGUUGGCAUGUAUAUUUUAAAUUUAACUGACUUAAUCUGUGAUCAUGCCACAUAGCAUUAGGCGCUGGUACAAUUUUGAUGUACGUCAUGAUAGUUGACAUGUUGAUGUUAUAUUGAUUAAAAUAAAC
Molecule: messenger RNA, 2669 nt
Organism: Paramuricea clavata
Lineage: Eukaryota; Metazoa; Cnidaria; Anthozoa; Malacalcyonacea; Plexauridae
Source: the annotation of a GenBank genome assembly